AUAUAUAACAUUUCUCUUAUUCUUUCCUUCUAUAUAUCUUCAUUUCUUUCAUUAGAAUUUUUUUAAUUUUAAAGUUCGAAUACUCUUAGCUAAAUUUCUGACUGUACUAUUAAAUACGAGUUAGCUAGUAUUGUAGCUCCGACGUUGAUUUUUCGAUUGAUUUUAUGGCGAAUACAAUGGCUCCAGCGCAAAUAUUUGGUAUUAGCAGAAUGAGGCAGCAUCAAGCAGCACCAACUUUCAGGAUAAUGUGUUCCAAUACUGCUAAAGGUGCAGAGGAGUUUCCAAGAUUAGUUAACACGGGCUGCAAACUAGUAGGAUGCGGUUCUGCAGUACCAAGCCUGAGAGUUACCAAUAAUGAUCUUGCAAAAUUUAUUGAUACUAAUGAUGAAUGGAUAUCUACUCGGACAGGGAUACGUACUCGUAGAGUUCUUUCAGGCAAAGAGAAUUUAACGGAUUUGGCUAUAGAGGCUGCACAGAAAGCUCUUGAGAUGGCAGAAGUUGAUCCUAAAGAUGUUGAUCUAAUUUUGAUGUGUUCUUCAUCUGGAGAUGACCGUUUUGGCAGUGCUCCGGUGAUCCAAAAAGCACUGGGCUGCAAAAACAAUCCAUUGGCUUUCGAUAUUACAGCUGCUUGUAGCGGGUUCUUAUUGGGUUUGUUUUCUGCUUCUUGCUACAUCAAAGCUGGUGGUUUUAAGAAUGUCCUUGUAGUUGGGGCUGAUGCUGUUUCUCGUUUCGUUGAUUGGACCGAUAGAGGUUCAUGUAUUCUCUUUGGUGAUGCUGCUGGUGCUGUACUUGUGCAGGCCUGUGAUAUCGGAGAAGAUGGUUUGUUUGGUUUCGACUUGCAUAGUGAUGGUGAUGGUAAAAAACACUUGAUUUCUACUUUCAAAGAGAAUGAAACAGAUGUUCCAUCAAGUGAAAAUCGUUCCAUGACUAGUUUUCCGCCCAAGUGUUCCUCUUAUUCCUACCUCCAGAUGAAUGGCAAAGAGAUUUUCAAGUUUGCUGUUCGCGUAGUACCACAAUCAAUCGAAGCAGCUUUAGAGAAAGCAGGUUUAGCUGGCUCUAAUAAUUUCGAUUGGUUGCUCCUUCAUCAGGCAAACCAAAGGAUUAUAGAUGGUGUAGCAACUAGGUUAGAGGUGCCAUCAGAGCGCGUGAUAUCAAAUGUGGCAAAUUAUGGGAAUACUAGUGCUGCAUCGAUACCCUUAGCGUUGGAUGAAGCUGUUCGAGGGGGGAAGGUGCAGCCAGGCCAUGUCAUUGCUGCAGCUGGAUUUGGAGCUGGCCUUACAUGGGCUUCUGCAAUAUUCAGAUGGGGAUGAAUGCUGCUUUGAUUGAGUAAAAAAAAUUAUCCGUAUCGAGUGUUUAUAUCAAACUAAUAAAUAUAAAAUAUGUAUUUUAUUUAUAUACAUGUAACAGUUAACAUUUGAAAAAUUGAUUUAUAUUCCAAGAGCAAGCUGAAAAAUGAGGAAUGUUGAUCAUAUUAAGCUGGCUCAAUUAAGGAAGAAAUUAUGUUCCUAAAGGUCCUCACAUGCCUUUUUGUAAUUUUAAGGACUUCCUUUGGGAAUAUCUUAUGAAAAUUGUUAUUUUUCAA
Solanum pennellii is the source of this 1582-nucleotide messenger RNA. Its product is annotated as 3-oxoacyl-[acyl-carrier-protein] synthase 3 A, chloroplastic-like. The transcript is spliced from 9 exons. Gene Ontology annotation, biological process: fatty acid biosynthetic process. The coding region runs from base 165 to 1310 and encodes 381 amino acids. Gene Ontology annotation, molecular function: 3-oxoacyl-[acyl-carrier-protein] synthase activity. Gene Ontology annotation, cellular component: chloroplast. The record is from RefSeq and is a predicted model, not a curated record. NCBI's taxonomy places the organism in Eukaryota, Viridiplantae, Streptophyta, Magnoliopsida, Solanales, Solanaceae.